AUGUCUGAACCAAGUUCGAAGGAUACGGUGCUAAAAACAGCCAUGAUUUACGUGUGCGGUGAAUGUCACCAUGAGAAUGAAAUGCGUCCUAGGGAUCCGAUUCGUUGCCGGGAGUGUGGAUAUCGUAUAAUGUACAAAAAGCGUACCAAGCGACUUAUCGUCUUCGAUGCCAGAUAG
Molecule: messenger RNA, 177 nt
Organism: Anopheles marshallii
Lineage: Eukaryota; Metazoa; Arthropoda; Insecta; Diptera; Culicidae
Gene: Rpb12
Product: DNA-directed RNA polymerases I, II, and III subunit RPABC4
Exons: 3
Coding region: 1-177 (58 amino acids)
Biological process (GO): DNA-templated transcription
Cellular component (GO): RNA polymerase I complex; RNA polymerase III complex; RNA polymerase II, core complex
Molecular function (GO): DNA-directed RNA polymerase activity; DNA binding; zinc ion binding
Source: RefSeq, a predicted model, not a curated record